Molecule: messenger RNA, 1745 nt
Organism: Paramacrobiotus metropolitanus
Lineage: Eukaryota; Metazoa; Tardigrada; Eutardigrada; Parachela; Macrobiotidae
Exons: 6
Coding region: 35-1435 (466 amino acids)
Source: RefSeq, a predicted model, not a curated record
UGCGAUAAGAGAUAUUUUAUAUGCGAUUAGCUAGAUGCUCGGCGCUACCGUUGUAGUUCUUAAUGCACUUACAACUACAAGUACAGAAAUAGGUAGAAAGCGAAAACGAGUUCCACUGCUGAGACAAUAUAACGGUAAUUCUCAUAUUCUCGUAGGUAUAAUUCUUGGGACUUUUUCUAUUCCUACCAUGGCCAACAUUGCACUGUUGUUGCGCUUGGCGAUCCUCUGUUAUGCCGGCAGUGUUCAGUGUUUUCGCGAGGAAAACCUCAAGACGAGUUGCUUGUACUGCUCGUACGGGAUAUGUGCCGAUGGUCAGAUCCAGAUCUGCGACAUGAUGCUGAAGCGCUGCGUCUGCCCGCCCAUCCGUUCCCCGGCCGAGGAUGGCUGGCGCAAAAAACGGGCAACAACACAAGGUCCAAAGAUCACAACAGAGAGUGAACUAGGCCCACAGAAUUUCGUUUUGCCUACGGAUAAUAUUAGACUGAAAUGCAUGGGCGGUACUGGACAUCUUACGUGGAAGUACGAGAGUGGGCCACUACCCCGAUUUUCCAGGCUAGAGUUUGUUUCUACUCAAAAUGAGACACAGGGGCUUGAACUCGUCAUGCGCCCGAUCGGAGAUAAUGCUGGCGGGUACAGUUGUGUCGAUGAGGUCAACAACAAGGACACGAUUUACAUGAAUGUCAUUAGCAUGGAAUCAUUAUACGAUGAUUCAGUGGUAGGAAACGGAACAGGCGAUGUCACACUGCGCUGCCGACAGCGCUUCAGUCCUCCAUUCCCGUUAAUCUGGGCGUUUCCGAAUCUUACUGAUAUUAUACCAGAAAACUACAGGAAAGGAGACAACCGCGUUAGCGUCACUGCGUUAGAAAACGGCUCCGCGCUACAUCUUCUAGCCGCCAACAGGAGCGGCGCAGUUUUGGGUGGAUAUUCUUGCCGCGUAAAUACCACCGGCUCUAGCCUUCCUGCAUAUACGGUCUCUCAACUGAAGAGCAUCUAUAAAGUUGUGUUAUAUGAAGCGACACCGGAUGUCAGGUUCGAAGGCUCGGAGAGUGUCAUAAAUGGACAGCCGUUUGUUUUGAAAUGCAUCAUAGAGGGCUACAGCACUGAUAGGAUUCGAUUCUUGAAGAUUAAUGAGACGACAAACAAGAAGAUAACACUGUUGGAUAGUCCGAUCUCCACGUUAAAGCUGUGCGAAGACAGCACUGCGGAGUACUGCAUUCGACGGAUCCCAAGUUCGGCUUACAAGUUUAGCCGACAGAAAGUAAGACCGGAAGAAAAUGGCCAGGGAUUUGAAGUAGCAAUCUCACUGCAUAUCAGCGAAAUCAGGGAUAAAGAUCAGAUGCCAGCAAAGGAAAAUGCACAAGCCAGCCGGAAAUCUGGUUCAAUCUACAGCGGCUGCGCAGACAUACCAUAUGUCUGGCUUUUGGAUACACAGUAACUUGUGCAGGGAAUAAGGUUUACAUAACAACAGUUUUCCGGAAAACAUCGAGGCGGUAAUGUUUGCUGGCGCCCAGGGUUGCCUACGGAAUGCGGACCUUGGUCCGCGCUAAACGGCAACGCAGUAGCUUGCAUAAUGUUGUACAUGUGCACGAACAAGAUGAUGGAUGUGCAGACUGCAGACGUACCGAAAUACAUUUCAAGGAAGUGCACUCGCUUUUUGACUGUGCGGCCGAAGCGGAGAGCAAUUCCAUGAUAAAUUCAGGUUACAAAACGCAUUACAUUUAAAACGCUUUAAACGCUUUAAUAAG